AUGUCUUCAGACGAUGAUCCAAUCUCCCCUCAACAUAAACCCUCUUCAUCUACUUUCGCAGAUGUUUUCAAGACGUUAGGUGUUGUUCGCCCAAAAAUACACUCACCUCUUUCGCUUCGAGAUAACAGUAGCGACUCUUUAUUCACUGAAACACGAGGACACAACCGGUUUACACUAAACCUUGACUUGAUGCAUCGCGGUAGCGUUGUUUCAGGUUCCUCGGCGGACGCUCCGAGUAGCCCUGAUUAUGACACGUCUCUCCACAAUUUGACGCAAGGGCAGAACCUUAAUCAUGCCAUCGAUGAGGCAGAGCUUGUGUCAAAAAGGCUUUCAUGGUUCUCGCCGGAACAGUCGGUGACCUUGUGGGAAACGGCAGAGUACUUGUUACACCACGAAACAUCCGUCGAGGCCCAGACAAGCGGCGCUAGACUCUUAGAAGCCAUUGCAGCGCGUCAGGACCUAUCUCCCCCAGCCAGACGUUUGAUCUUUGAGUCAAUAGUCUCCCCUACUGAACCCGAGGUAAUUCCUUCUCGAGUUCAGGCAUUGAUUGCCUUGUCCGACCAUGGUAGAAAGUCGGAUUUCACUAAUUCUUCUAUUCUUCCCGUUGCAUCGGCGUGGAUUGUGCCCCUCUAUGGAGUCAUUGCUGUGGCGCGAUCAAAGACAAAAAAAGGGAGGGUUGCUAGGCCAAACAGCCUUGACCAUGACGAAGCGGUACUGGGAGAUCUAUUCCAAUUUGCUGUUGAUCUAGUGACUCUUCAACGCAACCCACCAAGCGCAGAUGAUAUCGAAUUGCUUCUUACAGAGACCUUCACCAUCUGCAGGAAAACCAGCGUUGCUAAUGAUAUUAAAAACUCACUUGGUGUUUUCGAUGCUGUCAUUCUCUAUGCCGAUGUUCCCGAUGCGAGCUUCUUUUCUCUCUUGGAAGUGCUUUGCAGUAUCCACGCAUCUGUCAAGUCGCUCUCUGGGCCCACAUCUCGUGCCGUCCGUAGCCUUGUAAAGUCACGAAGACAGGCAGAGAUGAUGGAUACUCUUUUUGCCAUGAUGAAUGGUACUUAUGCAGAGGACUCGCCACGGAAUUUGAACGUGCUUCGAGGUACAAUCUUCGUGUUCACUGAUCUCAUUCGCGCGCACGGUCAUGAUGGGAUGCCUCAAAUUGAUUUUGAGCAGCUGGUUGAUUCACUGAUGAUUUUAGAUCAGAAAAACGACGCGAGAGUUGACGCUGAUAUCCUAGAUUUGUGUUUGAACAUACUAGAGGGAGAUUUUCUCCAAUUUGCCUUAGAACGCGACUGGUCAGGCUUCGUCAACCUUCUGAUUCAAUGCUCUCGCAGUGUCUUCAGCGAGAUUGAAGAACCAGUUGUCUCGCCUAUCAGCCCUCAGCACCAAACUCAACUUAAAAGCACUCACGAUGACACAAAGUCAAACAUUCUGGCCAACAUUAUUCGGAUCGCAUCUGUUAUGGAGUCUACCUGGGAACAGCUUAACAGAGAACAAAGGCAACAGGCAGUUCGGUUCUUGACGAUAAGCUACCAACAUAUUCAACCUUCCCAGGCGGAACUGAUUAUCAACAUGAUGAGAGAUGACCGGCUGUGUCACCCUUCUGAUGAUCUAAGCUGGGUUCGCCAUUCCCGAGAGUUGACUGAACGUUUCAUCCAGCCUCGAAAGCAAAUGUCUGACAUCCGCCUUCUAGCUCUGGAUACGUUGAGGGAGGCCUUUUCUGGAAAUGAGCAUUUGUUCUUUGCUCAGGAGCACGGUCUCUUGGAAUUAUUGAUACAAGAUCUCUCAGCAGAGGAAGAUCAACUUUUCUUGGAAUCUCUAGUUUCUCUCAUCACUGAACCGGCCAUGUCUAUCAGCGACAACGACAUCUUCCAGCGAUUAGUCGACACUAUCAGUGCACCUAUGGAGCAUGAUCUUAUUAAAGACGAACCUCGUGAGGUUCCUCUACCUCAAGCAUCUCCGCGUCGCACUUCUUCUGCCAGUGUUCUGGAGCUAAGUCUGGCAAAUGUGUGUGCUGUCAGUCUUGUGAAAAUGAUGCUUCGCGCUUUGAAUCAAUCUGCGGUCAAGUCGGUCAUCAUCUUCAAGGCACUUUUACAGAUUGUACAGUCUCCUGAUCGGCCAACUGACGCUCGAUUGACCGUUUUGAAACUACUUUUCCGACUCAGAUGCGAUUCAGCGGGAUCUAUCACAGUUGUGUCCACAUCAGAAGUUGAUUUCUUGAUGAAUGUCCUAGGCCGAAAUCUCGACGCUGGUGCUCAACCUCGUGUACCCAGUGAUAGCCCCCCGAAAGAUACCCAAAUUGAAAAUAUACCCCCAGGUGUUCUAUCAAAAUCAGCUCCUGGACGAGGGCUUAUCAAUUCUCGCGCUUCAACGUUGACGCCUCCAGUUUGGACAGUUCAGCCACAAGUUCUCCCGGAACAACCGCCAGGGGAGUCAAGUCAGCUUGUCUUUGCCUUCACACAGCCAGGGGUACAGAGCCCGAUACAGAGUCCGGUAGAUAGCCCGGAUGAAACCCCGGCGAAUGUUGGUAUUUUGAACGUGAACAUGUGGCUUGAAAUCGUGAUCGCCUUACUUCAACGGGAAACAGACUGGGACGUCUACAGUUACGUCCUAACACAUCUUGGACCUCAGCUCAGCAACAAGGAUCUUUUCAACAGCUCCAUUCCCCAGGUCAAACUACUUCGUAGUAUUUUGUGUGACCAAGUCAAGAAUGAGACAUUUCAUGAACCUCCUGGGUUGACGGGACUGAAGAAGAGUGAUGUAGCUGCUUGUAUCUUCGAUGCGCUGAGCAUGUUAGUCAGCUACCACGAACAUUUUGCAAAAAGUGAAGAGGACGAUCUCGUUCGAGCCUUCAUGUUGGGAAUUAUUGGAUCCUGGGGUCUCACAUCUCGAGGGUGUAUCCAGGCACUUUCGCUUUGCUGCUACGAAAUUCCUCUGUCGGUGACAAAAUCUUUGAACAGCAUACUUGAUAGGAUGUCCAAGGUUAUUACCAUGUCAAACCUUGCCGUCCAUAUAUUGGAGUUUCUGACGCUACUUGCGCGCCUUCCUGAUGUGUAUGUGAACCUGCGCGAAGAGGAGAUCCGCACGGUUUUCGGUAUUUGUAUCCGAUUCUUGCAAACUUCCAGAGAGCACCGCUACAGAUCUUCUGAAUCAGGUCUCCGUGCUUCUCAAAAAUCCCCAGCAAGAGCUAACGGAGGUCUUGCUGAGGAAACAGAAACCUCUGGCCCUGAUGCAAUGUCUAGUUAUGUCAUGACUUUGACAUACAAUGUAAUGGUGUUUUGGUUUAUAUCAUUAAAGCUGCAAGAUCGCUCGAAGCAUGUCAACUGGAUCACCAGCCGUCUGAUCUUCCCCGACGAUCAUGGAAAGGAAGUUGUUGAGGAACAAAGCCAAGUUCUCAUUGACCUGAUGCAGCGAGUUGCAUUCUCGGAUCUAGGAGAGACUAUUCCUUUCGAAAAUUUCCCUCCAACCCCUGAGGAUGGACCUGUCUCCAAAAAGUCUUGGGUUGUAGGUAUGAGCAUCGUGACUGUCGAGACCGCUGGGGUAUCUGGAAUAACUCAGAUCUCGAAGCGACAAGCCUCGGGAACUACUUACUCCGUUUAUCAGCAGCGAACGGCUCCUGUUCUACCUCACCAAGUGCCACCAACACCGGAUGCACACCUACACUCUGAUAGCAUGCGUACAGCCGUACUCCCCAGUCACAUAAUGCUCCAAAUGACCGCCACUGCCUUCCCUACCCCCACCAUGAUGCAGCCUAUCCCAGUUCCUGAAGAUGACAUCACAAGACGAGCUAUCGGCAGUUUCGAUCGGACUGAUAUUGUCGAUGGGCACAGGAUUGGCGUGGUCUAUCUCGACCAAGACCAAAGCAAAGAGGCUGAAAUUCUCUCAAACACUCACGGAUCUCCAGAUUAUGAAUACUUCUUGUCUGGGCUAGGAACUAAGGUGUCAAUUCGGAAUCCUCAGUUCAAUACCCAAGGCCUUUAUGCCGACACGGAUGGUGAAACCACUUACGCCUGGCGCGAUCGAGUGACGGAAAUAGUGUAUCAUGUUGCGACAAUGAUGCCCACUAACUUUGAUCAUGACCCUUCAUGUAUCAACAAGAAGCGAAAUAUUGGCAACAACUUUGUCACCAUCGUCUUCAACCGAUCGAACUUGCCGUUCAACUUUGAAACAAUUCCGUCGGAGUUCAACUUCAUCAAUAUCGUCAUUACACCCACUAGCCGUAUCGCCUACGACGAGUCUGGUGUUGCCAAAGGAGAGACCAACCCGGAGAAGCUUUACUAUAGCGUGCAAGUGAUGAGCAAGCCAGGCUUCCCCGAUGUUUCACCUGCGGCCACUCCGAAGAUUAUUUCUGGUAAAAAUCUGGCAGCUUUUGUCCGGAUUCUUGCCCUCAAUGCAUCCGUCUUCUCUCUCGUUUGGAACAACAAAGGUGGAGAACAUGUUUCGUCUUGGCGCUCUCGUCUACGUGAGAUUAAGAAAGUCCGUGAGCGUGCAUUGGUGGCUCAGAGACAAGCCGCAGAGGCUGCUGAGGGUGCUUAUCCAGGCCAGCGUCGCACCACUAAGGCCAACAUCUUCUCCGAGGAAUCACCUACCCGCGCAGCUCCAGCUCGGACAGACUUUGCCUCGGAGUGGGAUGCAGCAUCAGACAAAGAUAUUCUCCAGAACCUGGACUUCUCUCGAUGGAGUCGAUAG
Penicillium taxi is the source of this 4683-nucleotide messenger RNA. Its product is annotated as putative GTPase activating protein (Tsc2). The transcript has a single exon. Gene Ontology annotation, molecular function: GTPase activator activity. Gene Ontology annotation, biological process: negative regulation of TOR signaling; regulation of small GTPase mediated signal transduction; positive regulation of GTPase activity. Bases 1 to 4683 code for a protein of 1560 amino acids. The record is from RefSeq and is a predicted model, not a curated record. Gene Ontology annotation, cellular component: TSC1-TSC2 complex; nucleus; cytoplasm. NCBI's taxonomy places the organism in Eukaryota, Fungi, Ascomycota, Eurotiomycetes, Eurotiales, Aspergillaceae.